This is a messenger RNA of Symsagittifera roscoffensis, 3954 nucleotides long. RefSeq names its product glutamate receptor ionotropic, NMDA 1-like. Gene Ontology annotation, biological process: chemical synaptic transmission; monoatomic ion transport; regulation of membrane potential. Gene Ontology annotation, cellular component: synapse; NMDA selective glutamate receptor complex; neuron projection. The record is from RefSeq and is a predicted model, not a curated record. The coding region runs from base 371 to 3562 and encodes 1063 amino acids. NCBI's taxonomy places the organism in Eukaryota, Metazoa, Xenacoelomorpha, Acoela, Convolutidae. Gene Ontology annotation, molecular function: NMDA glutamate receptor activity. The transcript has 17 exons.
UUCAGAUAAGUCAUGAAAAUAGUGAGAUAAAAGUGCUAAUGGAUUUUAGUUUCCAGCUGAACUUGGCGUUUUGCACUUAGAAUGGAUUAGUGCGCGUGGUCAAAUCGACUGAGGCAAGAUUAAAACAAUCUUUACUAGAACCUGCCAAGCUUCUUCAGCAUUUUUAAUUCUUCGUUCUCGAGUCAUCUGGGACAAAAAAGAUUACUUACUUGACUGGAAGGUAAAUAAGAAGCUAUUUUUUAAAGCUUUUCUGAAUUCGAGUUUAGAUUAAAAGCUCUAGUUUAUUACAUUUAUUACUUGCGAACUAAACUCCUUGAAGCCCCAAUUUCCAUUCAUUGGUACAGUUUGGGCUGGGAACGACAACAGAAUCAUGACAACAAAAAAGACAUUAUAUUUCUUCUUCGUGGUUUGCGUCGUGUCGUUUGCAAUGUGUGCAGAUGUGAAAUCGAGAAGUGACAACGAGCAGCCUCUGAACAUCGGGCUGAUGUUGCACUACGACAAUGUGAAGAAGCCACAGGCGAUUGUGGAUAGUAUCCUGACCAAAAUGGACACCCGCAUCAGUGCUGCCGCCAACGAUAUAUACGUCAAAAUUUCAACCCAUAUACUCAAAAUGAGUGACAAUUCGAUCUCUAAUGUCCUAUCCCUCUGUGAACAACUGAUCCAGCCAGAGAGACCGAUCCACGCUCUGAUUGUGAGUCAUCCUCCGGAGAAGCCACUGGAAGCACCAGAGGCACUCAGCUACGCCUGUGAGUUCUACAAAAUACCCAUCAUAUCAGUCUCCACACAGGACCCAGUCUACUCUGAGAAGGCGCUGCACUCGACGUUCCUGAGGACAGUGUCUCCGGAUGUGGAUCAAUCGAGAGUGUGGGCGGAUUUGUUGCAUGAUCCCAUGUUCAGAUACUCGAAAGUGGUGCUGGUGUAUCCCAACACUUACGCCGGAGAGAGACUGUACGAGACAGUUGUGGACAGCUUCGAGAAAGUGUUCAUCAAUGUCUCGCGCAGGGUGAACUACUCACCCGGUCUGAGCAAGUCUCAAGCGGAGACACUUCUCAGAGGGCUAAACACUCCCUUAAGAGUGUUCCUCUUCUACGGAAGCAAAGAGGAUGCGGGGGUGAUAUUCAGCGCAGCUCUGGAUGUGGGCAUGUUAGACCGGGGAUAUUUCUGGCUAGUGUCCCAAUCGGCCGCGGCAGUCGCUCCAGUUGGAUCAAUGUUUGUGCAACUUAAACGAGGCAAUGACGUGGAGUGGCACCUGGAAAGAGCAAUCAGGUCCAUAUAUGGGGGACUGCUGCACUUCCUCAAAAGGACAGAUAGAAUUGAUCCCCUGGACAGGCUAGACCCACUCACCACUUGCAACAGCAGAGGAUGGCCAGAUGGGCAUGCAUAUUUCAAAAGCAUCAGGGACCAGAGCAUGGACCAGAUGAUGCAGUACACAGUAAAUGGGGAUCCCAACUAUGCAGAAUACGACAUUUUUGUCAAACAGUCACCAGUAUUCUACCAGCAGAUAGGCUCAUGGAAACAAGGUGUGGGCGGGAAGGACUCACAGAUCUAUGUGAACGAGAAGCUGAUUCAGAGUGAGACUAUUUCGUGGAUCGGAGGGGGCAGCCAACUGCCGGAGGGAGUGACGAUAGAUGGGAACCUGAAGAUUGUGACGGUGCAGGACAGGCCCUUCGUCUUCGUUACUGACAUGUCACAGGCCACUGGAGGAAAGUGUAAUAAUGUCACCCAUACUGUCUGCAUCGAGUAUGAGUCAGCGGAGAAAGAUGCUUAUGUGGAGAAGUGCUGCUAUGGCUACUGUAUCCAGUUACUCCAAGCUGUGUCCUCGGCCCUCAAUUUCUCAUACUCUCUCUACCUCUCGCCAGACGGAAAGUUCGGAAACUACAGAAUCGCGACAGGGAAUGAUGCGAAGAGUCAGCGAGUGUGGAAUGGGGCUAUAGGGGAGUUGAUCAAACAGGAGGCAGACGCAGUGUUCGCAGCCAUGACCAUAGACCACGACAGAUCCAAUGUGGUGGACUUCACCAAUCCAUUCAAACCACAGGGACUGUCCAUAGCUGUCAAAAGGCAAAAACCGACUAGCAGUUUGUCCUCUUUUGUCCAGCCAUUCCAUUACAGCCUUUGGAUCCUCAUCUUCAUCUCAGUACACAUUGUCGCAUUCAUUCUCUACCUAUUAGACAGAUUCUCUCCCUUCGCCCGAAACAGAACAGACCCUCUCUCCAAGAGCAUCGGGGGAUCAACCAGCUCCCUGAACCCAGAUGACGAAGAUGGAGACGAGGCACUUAAUCUCUCAUCUGCACUUUGGUUCGCGUAUGGCGUACUCCUCAACAGCGGAAUCGGCGGCACACCUCGAAGUUUUGCUGCUAGGGUCCUAGGAAUGGUGUGGGCUGGGUUUGCUAUGAUAAUUGUGGCCUCUUACACAGCAAAUUUGGCCGCCUAUCUUGUGUUGGAGAGACCAGAGAGUGAAAUUACUGGAAUCAAUGAUGCCAGGAUGCGCAAUCCGAGUGAGACGUAUCCAUAUGGGACUGUGUUAGACAGUGCAGUGGAGAACUACUUCAGACGGAAGGUGGAAAUGACCAACAUGUACCACUUCAUGCAGAACUACUCGCACCAGACCCAGAGCGACGCCCUCAACGCUCUCAAGACAGGACAACUGCAGGCUUUCAUUUGGGACAGUGCUCAACUGGACUACGAGACCUCGAGAGACUGUGACCUGAUGAUGGUCGGUGAUACUUUCCAGAAGAGUGGACUUGCAGUUGCGCUGCAGAAGGACAGUGCCUGGACAGAGAAGAUCUCCCUGGAGAUCCUGAAGAUGAGGGAGACGGGGGAGAUGGAACAGAUGGACAGAGAUUGGGUCAUUGUGAAUAGCUGCGAGAUGUCAGACAACAAACCAACUACUUUAGGUAUUGAUUCAAUGGCGGGUAUCUUCAUCACAGUGGCCAUUGGGGUGGUGUUGGGGGGAGUGUGUAUGGUAAUGGAGAGAGUGUACUACAGACACUUUGACGUGAGGGGUCAGUUUGUAAAUGAGCAGGAGGCGCAAGUGGCCAGGAGUGCAUUCGACAAAUGGAAGAUACACACCGAAGAGAAGCGUCGUCAGACUCCUGGUUUUUCGACAGACUUCAUGAACGGCCAUUCUGGUAACGUGAAAUGCGAUGCCAAUUGUCACUACCAGUUUGCAACUGACAAUGGCACCAACCGAAGACGGCCGUCGCAGGCUUCCCAGUCCUCCACUAAUAGGCAGGCGAGAUCGGGUUCAGCUGCUGGUACAGCUCCUAAUUAUUACAACAAUAAGCCCCCAACUCUCAAUGGAGGUGGGGGAGUUAUGAACUGGGCGAAACCAGAUGGCAAUGCUUCCUCUUCAUCGUCUUCGACCUCAAAAUAUCCUCCACCUCGUGUAGCGUCGCCAACAUCUGACCAUAAACCAAACUCUAUGGGAGGUGCCGGACCCCCUCCACCUCCACCGAAGACCUCGACGCUUGAUAGAAACCAUGCGCCAAACAGAGUGGUUCAGUUCAAGUCGACCAAAGUGGAGCUAACCGACCCGAAGCCAGGAGCGUAUGUCGAUGUCUGAAUUCAAAUAAAACAUUUUACAUAAAACUUAUUUUCCUUCCCGCGUUGUCUAGUUAAAUAAUUGUAAAAUGCUUUCAUUUUUGCACAUCACUUGAAUGAAAAGGAUGAGUGUCCCUCGAUUCAAGUCUCGGCAUUUCUGUCAUAAUGUCAAAAUCAACAAUUUUUAGUUAACAAAAAAGAUUGCGUGCAAAAACGUGACGCAAUUCAGCGCAAGUGGUAAUUUAAGUUUUAAUAUUAUUCUAAUUUAUAAAAUUAACUGCCAAUGUUAAUAUGUUUAAUUCCUUGGUAUUAGUUCAAAAAGACGCAUGUUUGCACAAAAUUAUGUUUGAAGUUCAUCUGCAGUGUAAAUAUAGAUUUAAAAAAAAAACAUUAUACACCAUAUUUCCUGUUUAC